Messenger RNA from Dreissena polymorpha, 4023 nucleotides. RefSeq names its product zinc finger protein 729-like. The record is from RefSeq and is a predicted model, not a curated record. Gene Ontology annotation, cellular component: nucleus. Gene Ontology annotation, biological process: regulation of transcription by RNA polymerase II. NCBI's taxonomy places the organism in Eukaryota, Metazoa, Mollusca, Bivalvia, Myida, Dreissenidae. Gene Ontology annotation, molecular function: RNA polymerase II cis-regulatory region sequence-specific DNA binding; DNA-binding transcription activator activity, RNA polymerase II-specific. Bases 101 to 2377 code for a protein of 758 amino acids. The transcript is spliced from 2 exons.
UACUGUUUGUGGGAAAACAAAACAGUCCACAGGAGAAAAACUAUACAAGUGUGAGUUGUGUGUUUUUGCAAGUAACCGGAGUAGUUCCUUAAAAGUACACAUGAGGAGACAUACAGGAGAAAAACGGUUCAAGUGUGAGGUGUGUGAUUAUAAAUGUAGCCAGAGUUGCGACUUGAACAGACACAUAAGGAAACACACAGGGGAAAGACCAUACAAGUGUGAGGUGUGUGGUUAUGCAAGUAACUAUAGUUCUGACUUGAAGAACCACAAGAAGAUACAUACAGGAGAAAAACGGUUUAAGUGUGAGGUGUGUGAUUAUAAAUGUAGCCAAAGAGGCGACUUGAACAGACACAUAAGGAAACAUACAGGGGAAAAACCAUACAAGUGUGAGGUGUGUUGUUAUGCAAGUAACUAUAGUUCUGACUUGAAGUAUCACAAGAAGAUACAUACAGGAGAAAAACGCUUCAAGUGUGAGGUAUGUGGUUGUGACUUUUACCACACUGGUACCUUGAAGGUACACAUGAGGAUACAUACAGGAGAAAAACGGUUCAAGUGUGAGGUGUGUGAUUAUAAAUGUAGCCAGAGUAGCAACUUGAAGACACACAUGAUAUUACAUACAGGAGAAAAACGGUUUAAGUGUGAGGUGUGUGGUUGUGACUUUAACCAGAGUGGUCACUUGAAGACACACAUGAGGAUACAUACAGGAGAAAAACAGCUCAAGUGUGAACUGUGUGAUUAUAAAUGUAGUCAGAGUAGCAACUUAAAAAGACACAUAAGGAGACAUACAGGGGAAAGACCAUACAGGUGUGAGGUGUGUGGUUAUGAAUGUAACCAGAGUUAUAACUUGAAGACACACAUGAGGAUACAUACUGGAGAAAAACCUUUCAAGUGUGAGGUGUGUGGUAAUGACUUUAACGAGAGUGGUAAGUUGAAGGUACACAUGAGGAAACAUACAGGAGAAAAACCGUACAAGUGCGAGGUGUGUGGUCAUGACUUCAACCAGAGAAGUACCUUGAAGGUUCACAUGAGGAUACAUUCAGGAGAAAAACGGUUGGGACAUUUGAAACAGGAAGAGAUAUAUCAAGAUCACAAGCAAGACGUCUUCAAUUUUUCAUAUGAAGAAUCAGAAGCGAAAGGAUGUUUAGCCAAGGAUCCAGAUCUUACUAAACAAGAUGGCUUCAACUUGGCAGGUGUAAAAUUAGAACAAACUGAAUGCGAAGUUAUGCAAGAUGACAGCAGACAAGCUGGCUUCAAUUCUGUAUGUGCUAACAGAAAUCAAAUUGCUGAUUCAAAUGCACGUACUGAAAGUGAUGGGCUAAUUACUGUUUGUGGGAAAACAAAACAGUCCACAGGAGAAAAACUAUACAAGUGUGAGUUGUGUGUUUUUGCAAGUAACCGGAUUAGUUCCUUAAAAGUACACAUGAGGAGACAUACAGGAGAAAAACGGUUUAAGUGUGAGGUGUGUGAUUAUAAAUGUAGCCAGAGUUCUAACUUGAAGACACACAAGAGGAUACAUACAGGAGAAAAACAGUUCAAGUGUGAGGUGUGUGGUUGUGACUUUAACAAGAGUAGUCACUUGAAGGUACACUUGAGGAUACAUACAGGAGAAAAACUGUUCAAGUGUGAACUGUGUGAUUAUAAAUGUAGCCAGAGUAGCCACUUGAAAAGACACAUAAGGAAACAUACAGGGGAGAAACCAUAUAAGUGUGAGUUGUGUGGUUAUGAAUGUAUCGAGAGUUCUAACCUGAAGACACACAUGAGGAUACAUACAGGAGAAAAACCUUUCAAGUGUGAGGUGUGUGGUAAUGACUUUAACACGAGUGAUAAAUUGAAGGUACACAUGAGGAUACAUACAGGAGAAAAACCGUACAAGUGUGAGGUGUGUGGUCAUGACUUCAACCAGAGAAGUACCUUAAAGGUUCACAUGAGUAAACAUACAGGAGAAAAACGGUUCAAGUGUGAGGUGUGUGAUUAUAAAUGUAACCGGAGUAGCAACUUGAACGUACACAUGAGGAAACAUACGGGAGAAAGACCAUACAAGUGUGAGGUGUGUGGUUAUGCAAGUAGCUAUAGUUCUGACUUGAAGAACCACAAGAAGAUACAUACAGGAGAAAAACCGUACAAGUGUGAGGUGUGUGGUUGUGACUUUAACCGGAGUAGUACCUUGAAGGUUCACAUGAGGAUACAUACCGGAGAAAAACUGUUCAAGUGUGAGGUGUGUGAUUAUAAAUGUAACCGGAUUAGCAACUUGAACACACACAUGAGGAAACAUACAGGGGAAAGACCAUACAAGUGUGAGGUGUGUGGUUAUGAAAGUAACUAUAGUUCUGACUUGAACAGACACAAGAAGAUACAUACAGGAGAAAAAAAUAUAUAAGUAUGAUGUAUGUAAUUAUGAAUGUAUUCAGAGUAAUUACUUGAAGAAACACAUGAAGAUACAUACAGGAGAAAAACUGUACAAGUGUGGGUUGUAUGGUUAUGCAAGUAAAUAUUGUUGAUACUUGGAGACACACAUGAAGAUACAUCCAGGAGAAAGACUACAGGUUUGAGGUUUGUGGUUAUGCAUCAACCCAGUGUGUUGACUUGAAGUCACACAUGAGGAUAUAUACUGGAGAAAGACUGUACUUGUGUGAGUUGUGUGGUUAUUAAUGUAGCAAGAGUGGUCACUUGAAGACACACACGAGGAUACAUACAUGAGAUAAACAGUACAAGUGUGUGUUGUGUGAUUAUGCAAGUAACCAGAGUUGUUCCUUAAAGAAACACACGAGGAUACACACAGGAGAAAAAACGGUUUAAGUGUGAGGUGUGUGGUUAUGACUUAAACCACAGUGGUACCUUGAAGGUACACAUUACAAUACAUACAGGAGGAAAAACAUACAAGAGUGAGGUGUGUGGUUAUGACUAACCAAAGUGGUACCUUGAAGGACGAAGGUUCACAUGAUGAUACAUACAGGAGACAAACUGUACAUGUGUGAGGUGUGUGGUUAUGACUUCAACCAGAGUGGUACCUUGAAGGUACACUUGAUGAUACAUACAGGAGAAAAACUGUACAGGUGUGAGGUCUGUGGUUAUGACUUAAAGAGAAUUCAAUACUGCUCCAGCAGCUGGAGUUUCACUUCUUUAUAUUUAACCAGAGUAGUACCUUUAAGGUACACAAAAGGAUACAUACAGGAGAAAAACCGUACAAGUGUGAGGUGUGUGGUUAUGUCUUUAACCAGAGAAGUGCCUUGAAGGUUCACAUAAGGAUACAUACGGGAGAAAAACCAUACAAGUGUUGGGUGUGUGAUUAUGUCUUUAUCCAGAGUGGUACCUUGAAGGUACACAUGAGGAUACAUACAGGAGAAAGACUAUAUAAAUGUGAAGUGUGUGAUUAUAAAUAUAACCAGAGUUUUUCCUUGAAAAGACACAUUAAGAUACAUAAAGGAGAAAGACUGAACGUUUUAGGUAUGUGGUUUUGCAAGAAACUAGAUUGGUUAAACUGAAAGAGACACAUGCAUAUACAUACAGGAGAAAUACUGCCCAAGUGUGAGGUCUGUGGUUAUGCAAUUAGCUGAAGUGGUCAAUUCAGGAGAAAUAUUAGGAUACAUACAGGAAAAAACUGUACAAGUGUUAGCUGUAUGGUCAUGCAUGUAUAAAAGAGGUUUGUAACUUGAAGACUUACAUGAGGAUUCACAACAAAGAAAGACUGUGCAAGUGUGACUGAGGUGUGCUUAUACAUCAUACAUGUUAAAAGACUCAGAGUGGUCAGAGGCAUGCAUUAGAAAGACUGAACAAGUGUGAGGUUUACAGGACUGAACCUUUACUAAGAACCAAACAAGUUAAUGUUUAGCUUAAGACUGAUAUAUGUAAAGUCUUAGAUGCUUUUUAUUCACAAUAAUUAUGUUUUCUGUUUAAUUUAAUGAAAUUAAUGCUAUUGCUUUAAGUUUAUAAUGUUAUUUGUUUAUAUUAAUAUCCUUGUUGUAAAAUCGAUAUACUAUAAAUUACAUGUAAGAUGGAAAAUUGAAAAUACCAGGUAAAAGGUUC